AUGACCGAAGCCCGAGUAGAAUUGCCAGAUGGACACCUUGUGAACCUGUCCCCACGACCGACACGCGAAAGUCCCUACAGAGCGUAUCGAGCAGAAUACAGAGGCUCCGCCACAGAGCUUUCUGCGACUCCUCCCCCUCGGUACACCCGUCAAACAAGGACGCCGGAAUAUGGCGAUUCGCGAAGCGCAUCAGGAAGCAUGUCUCAGGUGCCGAGGAGUACCAGGCUUCCUGUCCCCAGGACCGUUGCCGAAAACCGCAAAAAUGAACUGAGAGAGACCCCCAGUCCUACUGGCAUACCAAAACCGACUACACCAAGUCAACCUGGGCCACCUGGGGACCAGCCUCGAUCAUCGGGCAAGGACCGUGAUCUAUACUGGGGCAAGAUAAAAGAGAAGUUUGAGAAGGACUCUCCUUUAUUGGGAAGAAGCGCUAGGAACAGGGACAAUGGCAUCGACGAUUCUCCAAACCCACGCAUAUCCUAUUACCGUACUCGACCUCCCGCUGCCAGUCGACAGGAUCAGAACAGCCCUUGCGGGGCCACUGCACGAACAGGGAUCCCCAGUCCCAGCACAGCUAAAAGUAGCCCUGCACAGGGUCAUCGGAACGAUGUUCGCCGCCCAUCGGACAGCAACAACAAAUGGCGGAAGCAGGGCGACCAGUGCAUUAAUAUGGAGGCUACCGAGAACACACCGCAUAAGUCUGAGCGAACGGACACGACCACCGACUCCAGUCCACGAUCUUAUCCAUCUAUUUCUCCAGUGUCAGCUGAAGAUAGUUCGAUUACUGACUGGGAAGACCGAUUCGUUGUGAAUAUGCCGACUGCAAAAGAACCCAACCCGCCAAUGAUGACUUCUCAGCAGAUUUCUGAGUAUCAGAAGAGCAUCGAAAGGGUACAUCAAGAUGGAGGACAGAUGGUGGAUCCAGAUGCAUUACCUAGUCGUAAUGCCUCCCCAGAAAGCAAGAUCAGCCCCCGCGCCAAGAGCCCCAGAGAAUUCAAGCCAUACAAAGGAGGAUAUGACGGGGCAUAUGAUGAUCGACCAAAGCCAGAAACGCAGCGAAAUGAGCAUCAGCAAGCGCCGCAGAACGAGCAACAGAGGCAGCCGCAACCACAGCCCAUGUCAGCGUCGCAACGGCAAACGGCAACUCAUUAUUACAGCCCGGAUGAGAUUGGAGGGAAUCGUAUUAGCACAAUUUGGGAAGAGUCGCCAACGAAGACCAAGGAAAAGCGACACCCUCAAAAUGCCGAUGGCUCUUUUUUAGGAUGCAGGGAAAUCUCGGGAGAAAAGAAUCCAGACGAAAUCCUCAUGUUCACUUCGCCGGACGACGCCAGCCUACAUCCACGUCCACUCGCACUACCUUCGAAGAACAAACAGAAGGAUGCGAAGGGAGUGACUGCCCAGCAUAUGAUGAAAAAAGUGGAGGAGACAGGAGUCCUCAAAGAAGAGCGGCCACAAACUUCUCAGAAUUCGAGACAUGUCCAAUGCUCGAAGUCGUCAACAACGUGUCAGAGCCUCAAUUGCCCCCAGCACUCUAUCCACAGGACCGGAUCACAGCACUCGGGAAAAGAGAACACCCUCCCUCCCAAAAACUCAACCGAACAGCCCGCAAGGCUCGAGGACGGUCGGGGGGAAGACGAUGUGUUCAUUAUCAUGCCCACUAUCACACGCACCAUGAUUCCAAUGCCCGACAAGAAACCAUCUGUGCCAAAGCCACAAGGUUUGCGACGUCCUGGUGGCACAAGUCACACAGGCACGGCGGAAGCUAUCAAAGCCGUCCGUGCAAAGGCCCAGAUGAUCUCUACGCCAUCAGGUCUGCGGCCCGGUGUGCCGAUUCCUCAACACGAAUGGACAGCACCUACUUUGACGACUUCCCAAACUCUACCAGCGAGCAGCAUUACUUCAGCGAAAGACAAAGAAGAUACAGACCGCGUCCAAGAACGAGCUACCGGCACAGCGUCCAAUUCUAUCCGUGGCUUCAUCCGUACCGGAGGGCUGGCAAGGUCUACCGGAAUAGUACGAUCACCUACAGAUAGCCUAGCUUCGAUACUUCGUAGUAGCACCGAGUCUCUGCGAAAUCGUGCCGAGUCCCUACGAAACGGCUCGGGUUCUUUGCAGCGUUCGAAUCGGAAGCAACCAGUGACUCCUGAACCAACACUUCCGUCCAGGGACAAUUCAGAAUCAUCUCGCUCAGCGAGGUCUUUUCAGUCCGCCAAAGAGACUCCUGCUACUUCGGGAAAAGUGACCCCGCCGCCACAAAAGUUGGCGGCGCAGGCUCCGCCUGAGAAAAAAUCACCACCCACGAAAUUAGCAGCUACUACACCGAGCAAGCCCGCAGCAGAAAAAGUGAAUCUGUCCGAGGAACCGCCGUCUGAAAAGACAGAAAAGACAGACAAGCCCGCUCCUUCAAUCAAGAAGAUAUCGGCGUUGGCGAAGCCGUCUAAGCAGGAUAAACCAUCCCAGUCCGCCAAGCCAACAAUAUCAGAAAAGAAGUCUUCGCUCCUGGCCGCGAAAAAGGCCGAUACACCUAAAAGGGACGAACGAGUGAAGCCUCAACCUCGAAUCCGCACCUCAAACAGUGUCGUGGAGAUCGCCGAAUUGGAUGGGCUUCAGGUUGCGAGUCCAAAGGAGUCUCUACAAUCCAACAUCACAGACGUCUAUGCCGAUCUGGGUGAGAUGCACACUCGAGAUGAGGAUGAGCCCUCAAGCCAAGGAACAAACCCCCUGGCUCUCUCGUUGGUAUUUGACAUUAUCGUCGUUGCUGUCACCCAAGUGAGUCGGUCUUUCCGAAUGGGUACCGACAGCCCUUGCUCCAAAUUUGUCCUCGCCAAUAUUCUCAACAUGACCUCCCAUUGCUACCGCGUCUUCAAAUGCAUCUAUGCAGCUUUGUCUCGCUACCAGGCUACAGGUUCUUGGCCCAAAGCUCGCAAUGAUCAGGCUAUCAGCAGAUUUAUGCUCGAGUUGCUUCAGGCUGUUGUCUAUCUCUUCAUUCUGGGAUUCGCGGCUAUGCUCGUCGGCCGUGCUGCUAGCUACGUGGUUCUCGUGAGUACUUGGAUUGUCUGGUUUGCAAGACCGUUUGCGUGGGCCUUCCAGUGUGUUGGUCGUGCCCUGAUAAUGUAA
Molecule: messenger RNA, 3117 nt
Organism: Penicillium canescens
Lineage: Eukaryota; Fungi; Ascomycota; Eurotiomycetes; Eurotiales; Aspergillaceae
Product: putative NTP binding protein
Exons: 1
Coding region: 1-3117 (1038 amino acids)
Source: RefSeq, a predicted model, not a curated record